This is a messenger RNA of Vicia villosa (hairy vetch), 2634 nucleotides long. Its product is annotated as probable glucan 1,3-beta-glucosidase A. Gene Ontology annotation, cellular component: actin cytoskeleton; cytoplasm. The record is from RefSeq and is a predicted model, not a curated record. Lineage: Eukaryota; Viridiplantae; Streptophyta; Magnoliopsida; Fabales; Fabaceae. The coding region runs from base 276 to 1874 and encodes 532 amino acids. Gene Ontology annotation, molecular function: actin filament binding; hydrolase activity, hydrolyzing O-glycosyl compounds. Gene Ontology annotation, biological process: establishment or maintenance of cell polarity; carbohydrate metabolic process; actin filament bundle assembly. The transcript has 10 exons.
UCUUAUCUUUAUACUCUUCCCACUCUACAAGCUUCUUUUAUCUUUCAUCCUCAUUGGCUGCGGUUUUCAACAUAACCGAAACAGUAACUGAUGAAUUGAGUGAACCAAUUCCUAAACACAAUCACCUGAGUGAUAAGGAAAGAAUUGCAAAGAUUCACUCCAUUUUUAACUCUUUUGCUUUGGAGCUCACUCUAGUACAUAGGUUUUGCUUCACUUUUUCCUAAGAUGGAUUACGCAUUUUUGCUUUCUGGGUGCUUUUGAAGCCCGCAUUCUUGAUGGAACUUGUUUUUACCAAAUGGGCAUGCACAUUUUUACUGUGUUUUUGUCUCGUCACUUCUAGAGUAUAUUCAGUGGAGGGGUUACUUGGAGAUUCUAAAGUUAGAGGAGUGAACUUAGGUGGGUGGCUGGUUAUUGAAGGUUGGAUUAAACCCUCAUUGUUUGAUGGCAUUGCCAAUGGAGACUUGCUUGAUGGGACAGAGGUGCAGUUUAAGUCAGUGACAUUACAGAAAUAUGUAUCUGCAGACGAUGGGGGAGGAAUGAAUGUGACAGUUGAUAGGGAUGCUCCAUCUUCAUGGGAAACAUUCAGGUUGUGGAGAGUAUCACAAUCAGAAUUUCAAUUCCGUACCGCACAAGGCCAAUUCCUUACAUGUGAUGGUGGAGGCUGCACUGUCUCUGCAACAGCAAAAUCGCCUUCAACAUCAGAGACAUUUGAAGUUCAGCGAAACGAGAAAAAUAGGAUUCACAUCAAAAUAAAGAACGGGCCCUAUCUGCAGGUUACAACUGGAAAUCAGCUCACAGCAAACUAUCAUGGGGCACCGGGAUGGGAUGAUAAUUCAGCCACAUUUGAAAUAACAAUUGUAUCAAAUAACCUUCAUGGAGAUUAUCAGCUAGCAAAUGGUUAUGGACAUGAUAGCGCAGAAGAUGUUCUUAGGAGACAUAGAAAUAGCUUUAUUACAAUAGAGGAUUUCAAAUUUCUAUAUGAACAUGGAAUAAAUACGGUGAGGAUUCCGGUUGGGUGGUGGAUUGCUUUUGAUCCUGAUCCUCCAAGUCCAUUUAUUGGAGGAAGUCUUGAAGCUCUAGAUAAUGCAUUUUCAUGGGCACAAGAAUAUGAUAUAAAAUGCAUAAUUGACCUUCACGCUGCUCCUGGUUCACAAAAUGGGAUGGAACAUAGUGCAAGCAGGGAUGGAUUUACAGGAUGGCCAACUUCUCCUGAUUACAUUUCAAAGUCAUUACAUGUUAUCGAGUUUUUAAUUUCUCGAUAUGCGAAGCAUCCUGCCUUGCUUGGAAUUGAACUUUUGAAUGAACCAUCCGCUGGCACAGUUUCGUUAGAUAUUUUAGUUUCCUACUACAAGCAAGGGUAUCAAAUUGUUCGUAAAUACUCGUCGUCGGCUUAUGUGAUAGUGUGCCAGCGAAUUGGCAACGCAGAUCCUUUGGAGCUUUAUCAAGCCAACAUAGGAUCCACCAAUUUAGUUUUGGAUUUGCAUUUCUACAACCUUUUUGACGCAUUCUUUGUUAAUAUGAGUGCCCGGGAUAAUAUACAAUACAUAUACAAAAGUAGGGAAGAUAUGUUGCAGGCCUUCAACAAUUCAAACGGCCCACUAGUUUUUAUAGGAGAGUGGGUGAAUGAGUGGAAUGUGGCGAGCGGAUCCCAAACAGAUUAUCUGGAGUUUGGAAAGGCACAGUUAGAUGUGUAUAAUGCAGUGUCGUUUGGUUGGUGUUAUUGGACUAUAAAGAAUGAUAGGGAGCACUGGGAUUUUGAAUGGAACAUUAGGAAAAACUAUCUUCAAUUUGGUAACUCCCCCAGAAAACAAAACAUAUACACUCUGGGAUUGUUUGGAUUGGCUUUCACCUGGUUUUGUCUUCAAUUUUUGUGACACAACUCUUACCUGGAUUGAUAGCAUAUUUGAGGCACCUGGUACACAUUACUGGAAAAUUGAAGUUGAAGAAUGCAAUAGUUUAGGUUAUGUACCAUUUUUUUAUGCAUACACACUCGAAUAAAACUUAGAAGUUUGGUUGAUAUUCAAAGUCAUUAUUACACAUGGUCUAUUCAAAUAGGACUACAGGAUCAUUCAAAAUAGAAAUUUAUGCAACAUGAGGAGUCUGAAAUAACUCGUGCCAUGCAAAUAGAUGAAUGCACCAUGGCGGUUUCUUUAAGAAAAUCUAAAGCAUACUAAAAUUUAUUUGUUGCAUUGAUAUGUGUAAAAGCCAGUAUGACCAUACUCUUGGAAAGACACAUGUGAAAGACUAAUCAAGUGUGUUUAGAACGUGAAAAAGAGGAGUGCACUCGGAACAGUAUAGGGACUUAGAGUAUUCAAGUCAUUUAUAUAAUAGGUGUUUUCUUAAAGAGUGUUAGAAGUAUAUCUUACAAUCUUAAGUGAUGAAUAGAAAAGAAAUAUUGCAAAUACUAAAAAUAAAUAAUCAGAAAUCAGUUAGGAGAUUGAGCCGGCGGCGGUGUGACAAUGAGUUUGGUUUUGAUUUUGGAUUUCUUUGUUUUGAUUCGUGGAUCCAUUCGUUCAUGAGUUGAGUUUUGAGUUUGUCAUGAAUCUGUUGGGUUUUAGCCGUUAUCGAUAUGUAUCUCUUGUAUUCUUGCUAUCACAACUUUCAGAACUUUACAACUGAAGACAAAGGGAAAAG